Molecule: messenger RNA, 542 nt
Organism: Quercus lobata
Lineage: Eukaryota; Viridiplantae; Streptophyta; Magnoliopsida; Fagales; Fagaceae
Exons: 1
Coding region: 237-542 (101 amino acids)
Source: RefSeq, a predicted model, not a curated record
UUCAAUGACCCUUAGUUGGAUCUUCACUGUAUGGUAGUAAGAUCAGAGUAUGGUGAUGCUAUUAAACAUUGCAUGAUGUCUCUUACGUGUAUGUCUCAAAGAGGGUCUAUAGACUAUUUUAAUAAAAAGAGAAAUGUGAGAGAGAGAGAGAGAGAGAGAGAGAGAGAGAGAGAGAGAGAUUUAUAAAUUAAGGAGCUAUGAAGAGCAAGGCAAAAGAAAUAUUAUAGUUUGAAGAGAUGGAGUUGAAGCAGCAGCACUCUCAGCUAGCUCUUGUGUCAAUGGUUUUGUUGAUGAUAUGGUUGGUGAUUUCGCCUGUGGUGGCUUGUCCAACAUACGGCAGAGAUUGCAAAAGCUGCAUUAGAAACGAGUUGAAGUUCAGUUGCCCACCAUGUGCUCCUAUUCUGCGCUGCAUGGCACGAUGCUUGUGGGGUGGUAACUCAAGGUCCGAUUGUGUAAAGAGGUGUGAUUGCAACACUGGGUACCUAACUCUGUCUGAUUGCAAGAGUUGCAUGUUAAAGUGCAAGUGCAGCUGUAUGGGUUAG